Molecule: messenger RNA, 945 nt
Organism: Caenorhabditis briggsae
Lineage: Eukaryota; Metazoa; Nematoda; Chromadorea; Rhabditida; Rhabditidae
Gene: Cbr-glb-16
Product: Protein CBR-GLB-16
Exons: 6
Coding region: 1-945 (314 amino acids)
Molecular function (GO): heme binding; oxygen binding
Source: RefSeq, a predicted model, not a curated record
AUGCGAAGCGUGAGUUCUAGCCGGACCGUUCGAAAGAAGACUGGCUGUGGCUCCGUGGACUCGAACUUUCUGGAAGAUGGAAAAACGGCGAGAAAGAGUAGCAGUAUGCCGAGCAUUUAUGAUUUACAACAUCAAGCUGCACCGCCAACACCUGCCCUCAAACAUUACAACUAUGAUACACGCUUGAGCAAAAUACAGAAACGAGCCAUUCGAUUCACCUGGCACCGACUUCAGACAAGAAAUGGAGGAAAACGAGUUGAGAAUGUUUUCGAAGAGGUUUUUGACAAGUUGGUAAAAAACUUGCCAAAUAUUCGGGAUAUGUUUUCAACGAGAAUGUUUUUGUGUGCUAUGUCACGCGGAACAACUUCCACUCUACGAGAUCAUUCAAAGAAUUGUGUAAAAAUGGUGGAUUCCGUCAUCAAAAACUUUGACGUUGAGAAAUCCAAAAGAUCGGAUACGGGAACAGAGAAUGACCCAAGAGUAAUUGGACGUGCACAUAGCAUCUUGAAGCCAUAUGGCCUUGCUGGAAACUAUUGGGAAAAGUUCGGAGAAGUCAUGAUUGAUGUUGUUCUAGCACAAGAGGCUGUUCGGGAUUUGCCAGGUGCCGGACAGGCAUGGGUCAUUUUUACGGCAUGUUUGGUGGAUCAGAUGAGAGCGGGAUUUGAUGAGAACCGGAAGACGGAUCAUGAGGCGCAGAUGAAGAAGAGCACCGUACUGCAUCAUGCAACUCAGCAGUUGUUAGAAGAUAAUUCUGCUUCGACAUCGGCAGCAGGAAAUGGGGAAUGUUCAAGUUCGAAUCAACCAUCUACAUCAAACAUGACGUGUCAAUUCGCAAGAAUGUCUUUGACUCCAAAAGAAGCUCGUGCUAUUGAAAAUCUCAAUAGAGAAGGCCUAACUAAUGGUGGUGGUGACAAUAAUGACCUUUCCGGAACAGUCUUCUUGUAA